AUGGUUUUAUUUAAAGCUAUCAGCCUGUCUCUGAGGAUGGUCACACGGCGGGUUGAUGAAAUGUCAGCAGAUGUUAAAAAUCAAUUAAUCAACGCCUACAGCGAAUUACAAUAUUUUUCAAUUGCAGUCGAUGAGAAUAUAGGCUUAAGUGACACUGCACAACUUGCUGUCUUUGUGCGAGGAGGGACUUCAACUUUUCAGAUCUUUGAAGAGUUUAUUCAGUUAAUUCCUGUGGAGGAAACUGUAACCGGAGCAGACAUCUUUGAAGCUUUCUUGAAAAUGAUAUCAGAAAUGAAAAAUAGGUUUAAAUCAGACAGGGCAGUUAUAGAUCCAGUUGAGAUGGAAAACAUAUAUGCGACUGGAAUUAUUUAG
This is a messenger RNA of Octopus sinensis (East Asian common octopus), 372 nucleotides long. RefSeq names its product general transcription factor II-I repeat domain-containing protein 2A-like. The record is from RefSeq and is a predicted model, not a curated record. Bases 1 to 372 code for a protein of 123 amino acids. NCBI's taxonomy places the organism in Eukaryota, Metazoa, Mollusca, Cephalopoda, Octopoda, Octopodidae. The transcript has 2 exons.